Penaeus monodon (black tiger shrimp) is the source of this 912-nucleotide messenger RNA. RefSeq names its product GDP-fucose protein O-fucosyltransferase 1-like. The record is from RefSeq and is a predicted model, not a curated record. NCBI's taxonomy places the organism in Eukaryota, Metazoa, Arthropoda, Malacostraca, Decapoda, Penaeidae. Gene Ontology annotation, biological process: Notch signaling pathway; protein O-linked glycosylation via fucose. Gene Ontology annotation, molecular function: peptide-O-fucosyltransferase activity.
AAUGGCGGGGAUGAACGACUUCGCGAAGAGCAUCCUGAUUUUCAUUCUUCUAGCUCUUUCUCUGAGAGUAUGCGUCAGUACUACGGAUUCAGAGGCGGAUCCGAGUGGCUAUAUUCUAUACUGUCCUUGUAUGGGGAGAUUUGGCAACCAGGCUGAUCACUUCCUAGGUGCCUUGGGUUUUGCCUUAAAGUAAAAAACAUUGGGUUUUUCCGCCAGGGUUGAAAACAAAACCAGGAUUCAGGUUCCAUUUGAUACAUACUUCAAAGUAGAGCCUCUUGCAAGAUUUCAUCAUGUGUUGACAAUGCACGAGUUCAUGGACAAACUAGCCCCAACCAUCUGGCCCCCAGAGAAGAGAAUUGCUUUCUGCUACGUUCCGCGCUAUAACUCGGAAGGAUGCAAUGCCAAGGAAGGCAAUCCCUUUGGACCAUUUUGGGACACUUUUGGCGUUGAUUUUGUCGGCUCAGAAUUCUACCGCCCGCUUAGCUAUGACGUCCACUAUCAAAAUAUGGAUGAACAGUGGAAUGAGAAAUACCCUUCUGAGGAAUGGCCAGUGCUAGCCUUCACCGGAGCACCAGCCAGCUUCCCGGUCCAGAUGGAUAACCGUGGCCUGCACAAGUACCUUGUUUGGAGCGAAAACAUUGCCAAAAAAGCCCAGGAUCUAGUUUCUUCUCUGCCUCGCGGUCCCUUCGUGGGGAUCCACUUGAGGAAUGGCAUAGAUUGGGAACGUGCUUGUGAGCAUGUAGAGCACAGCCCUAACCUCUUUGCUGCCCCUCAAUGUUUGGGCUACCGUAAUGAGCAUGGUGUGGCUACGCUUGAGCUCUGUUUGCCCUCAGAAAACGUCAUUGUUAAAAAGCUCAAGCGUGUAAUCAAGUCUGUUGGGGCCAAGAGUGUCUUUGUAGCUUCAGACAACAA